AUUGUGUCGAUCCUCACCGCCUAUGUUUACAUCGUGAAGGUUCUCAGCCCGGGUAUAAUGAGGAACGCCAAAGCUUACGAGCUCCGUCCAGUGAUUCUAUUGUACAACGCGGCUAUGGUUAUCGCGAACUUAUCGAUGUCCUCCUACGUCAUUUACCACGCAUUCUGGACAGGUCACUAUGCCAUGUGGUUCACUACGCCGGACCGCGGAGAUCACCCCACGACACUCCUGCUGCUGAACGUGUCCUGGUAUUACCUCGUCCUGCGCUUGACGGAGUGCCUUGAAACUGUAAUUUUCGUCCUGAGGAAACGUUUCAGACAGGUUUCCACUCUACACGUUUUCCAUCACGUCUCGGUCACGUUUUCGGUUUACUUCUACAUCACCUAUGGGGGUUUCGCCCUCGCGUGCUUUGAGCUCACUUUCAAUGCCUUGAUCCAUGUUGUGAUGUACGGCUACUACUUCCUGUCCGCCUGCGGCCCUUCUAUCCAGAAAUACCUCUGGUGGAAGAAAUACAUCACCAUUUUGCAGCUCGUUCAAUUCGCUGUCAUGAUCGCACGUAACAUCAUGCUCGUGUUCUGGCUCAAUAACAGAUACUCCGCAUUGCCAGCAUUCAUGUUGUUCCAGUGCUUCGUCUUCUUCCUCCUAUUCUUCCGCUUCUACAUACAGUCAUACCGUCAGAAGCGCGAAUAGAAACUCCAGGAGCGGGCCGCUUAAAAAGCAGCGCUGAACAACAGCCUCGAUGAACGGGUAGACGACGAGAAGAGUCUUUAUUGA
Molecule: messenger RNA, 774 nt
Organism: Galendromus occidentalis (western predatory mite)
Lineage: Eukaryota; Metazoa; Arthropoda; Arachnida; Mesostigmata; Phytoseiidae
Product: elongation of very long chain fatty acids protein AAEL008004
Exons: 5
Biological process (GO): fatty acid elongation, saturated fatty acid; fatty acid elongation, monounsaturated fatty acid; fatty acid elongation, polyunsaturated fatty acid
Cellular component (GO): endoplasmic reticulum membrane
Molecular function (GO): fatty acid elongase activity
Source: RefSeq, a predicted model, not a curated record